UUAUAAAUUAUGUUUAUGUGUUUUAGAAUAUGAAGACCGUUUGAAAAACUUAAGGGAUAUUAAAAAUGAAAUAGAAAUUGAGGACAAUGCAUUCGCUCAAGCUAUUAAAAAAACUUAUGAAGCAUCAGAAACUGCAUACAUAAGAGUUCAUGAUAAUUUUGAAAACAAUGUAAAUGAAGAGGAAUUGGAAAAUACUAAAAAUGUUGCAAUUAAAGAUUACAUAAGAAAUCAAAUGUCUAUCUCUACACUGAGAUCAACAAUACCUGAAGAAAUCCUUUACCGUAAGAAUGUUAUAAAAGAAGAAAUUUCAGCUUUAGAGGUGGCAAUUAAAUCAAUCAUCGAUUUUGAAAAAAAUAAAUGUUAUCCACUAAGUCCUUUAGAAUUUUAUGAAGUAACUUUCCUUUUACCAAACGAAGACGAUGACUGUAAGAAUUAUGAAGAAAUGAAAAUUCAAGUUGGCUAUGAAGACUUAUGCAAAAAGAUGAAAAGUAUUUAUGUAGAAGGCAACGAAAAUUCCAUGUCAUAUUUAGUUAGGUUAAAGGCACAAGGAUAUAUCGGAAUCCAUCAAACUCUACAUGAAUUUAUGUAUGCUGCUGUAAGAUUGAACGAAUAUUUCAUAAAACGACACGACAUUGUUAUUGGUAAAGAACUCAGUAGAUACAUUAUUGAUAUGGACCUUCUCCACGAACCGAGUGAAAAACAAGAAAUACAACCGAUUAAAAAUAUGCUUGCAAAACUACAAGAGGAACCGAGUGAAAAACAAGAAAUACAACCGAUUGAAGAUGAUUCAGAUAUUACAAACAAUUAACAAAUUGGUUAUUGAAAAAUAUGUGUUUCACAGAAUUUUUAAUAGAUAUUAAUACAUUUAUAUUUUAUUGAUUUGUACGCUAAUAUACGCCACUAAAAUACUAUACUAAACUAUUUGUAACUAUUUAAUCAAUAUUAAAAUUAAAAUAUAUAUAAAAGUACUUA
Molecule: messenger RNA, 972 nt
Organism: Aphis gossypii (cotton aphid)
Lineage: Eukaryota; Metazoa; Arthropoda; Insecta; Hemiptera; Aphididae
Exons: 14
Coding region: 233-808 (191 amino acids)
Source: RefSeq, a predicted model, not a curated record